Messenger RNA from Zea mays, 1453 nucleotides. RefSeq lists its product as uncharacterized. The transcript is spliced from 2 exons. Lineage: Eukaryota; Viridiplantae; Streptophyta; Magnoliopsida; Poales; Poaceae. The record is from RefSeq and is marked validated. Gene Ontology annotation, molecular function: protein binding. Gene Ontology annotation, cellular component: mitochondrion. Bases 40 to 1311 code for a protein of 423 amino acids.
GCUCGCUCGAACGGGGUUACAGCCGCACAGGGUAACGAGAUGGCGGCGGUGCUUACCCGAGCCGGCGGCCGCUCCAAGCGAUCCGUCUCCGGCUUCCACCUCCGCUCUGUUCUCGCGGGGCACGGGACCUUCUCAUCUGAAGCCGCGUCGACCGCCGUGGGCGAUCGCGUGGUCGCGGCUACGGGCGAGCACGAUGGGGACGACCUGCGCAGCCGCAUCUUCCGACUGGGCCUGGCGAAGCGGAGCGCGACGGCGGCACUCGAGAAGUGGUCCAGUGAGGGACGCGACGCACCCACGGCGGAGCUCCGCCGCAUCGCGCGCGACCUCACCCGCGUCCGUCGCUACAAGCACGCCCUUGAGGUAGCAGACUGGAUGAAGACACAUCACGAGUCUGAUCUAUCAGAGAACGACUACGGAAUGCGCAUCGACUUGAUUACCAAGGUCUUCGGUGCCAGUGCCGCGGAAGAUUUCUUUGAGAAGCUCCCACCGGGAGCCAAAUCGCUAGAAGCCUACACAGCACUUCUGCACUCCUAUGGCCGGUCGAAGAUGACGGACAGAGCCGAAAGGCUGUUCGAGAGGAUGAAAGACGCGAGCCUGCCUAUGGACGCCCUGGUCUACAACGAGAUGAUGACCCUGUACAUCUCCGUGGGGGAGCUCGGUAAAGUGGAGGCCGUCGCAGAGGAGCUGAAACGGCAGAACGUCUCUCCGGACCUGUUCACGUACAACCUCCGUGCCAGCGCGGCCGCGGCGUCCAUGGAUCUCGAGGGCUUCAGAGCAGUCCUCGACGAGAUGUCCAGAGACCCGAAGUCGUCCACAGAAGGAGGGUGGGCGCUGUACCGGGACCUCGCGUCCGUGUACGUCGACGCGGGCCAGCUUCUGGGCUCUGUGAAUUCGCCGCCGGUGGAGGCCGGGGAGGCGAGGAUCAGCCAGAGGGAAUGGAUCACCUACGACUUCCUCGUCAUCUUGCACGCCGGCCUCGGCAGGCCAGAGAGGAUAAGGGACAUCUGGAGGUCCAUGGUGGCGACCUCGCAGUCGCAGUCGCAGCAGCAGCAGCGCAUGACGAGCCGGAACUACGUCUGCGUGGUCUCGUCCUACCUGGCGUGCGGGCGGCUGGAGGAUGCCGGGGAGGUCGUCGACCAGUGGCAGCGCUCUAAGGCCCCCGAGUUCGACGUCUCCGCCUGCAACCGGCUGCUGGACGCCCUCCUGCGCGCCGGUCUCGCCGACGCCGCGGGUAGGUUUCGGGAGCUGAUGCUGCAGAAGCGUUGUAUACUGACUAGCAGCAGCAGCAGCAGGGCGGCAGUGGUCGAGUGAUUACGGGUUGGUUUCGAGUCUGUUCUUUUUGUUGUUGUUGUCUUGUGUGAAGGAAUAAACAAUGGACAGCCCAAGCACUCUGCACGUUACGUUAUUCUCUGACAUGAUUGAUGUGAUCAUGUCUGGUUAGUGGGUUACGUAC